Messenger RNA from Hevea brasiliensis (rubber tree), 981 nucleotides. RefSeq names its product MYB-like transcription factor ETC1. Gene Ontology annotation, biological process: cell differentiation. The record is from RefSeq and is a predicted model, not a curated record. Lineage: Eukaryota; Viridiplantae; Streptophyta; Magnoliopsida; Malpighiales; Euphorbiaceae. The transcript has 3 exons. Gene Ontology annotation, cellular component: nucleus. The coding region runs from base 472 to 696 and encodes 74 amino acids. Gene Ontology annotation, molecular function: transcription cis-regulatory region binding.
UUUAGUGUAUACAGACAAAUUAGGCUCUUGGAAUCCUGAUUAAAGAUGAUUUCUUUAUUGACUAUGACAAAUACAGAAUUUAUUAGCAGAACCUUGCAAUUAAUUGCAAGCAGCAAAAGGAGUAGAUGAAGUUUUAAAGCCACUCAAUCAUCAACAUGACAACUCAGAAUUAAUUUCACAUGAUUCUUUUUUUCUUUUGCAUGAGCAGUUGGCUAGUUGGACUGACAAUCAAACUUGCUAGAUUUCAACCCUGUUACACAACUAACAUUCUUCGUUUCCUCAGCACCAUACAUUUGUUUAUUCUCAAAGAUGCCUUUUUUUUUCUCCUGAAAAACUGUGCUCCUGUUAACAUAUUCACACACAUAAGCACUUUCAGUUUCACUGCCUUUAAACCUAUCACUAUUGCCUCAUAAUUGAGUGUUCCUAUUGGCAAAUUGGUGAGGCGCAGUCUUUUACUCCAUUCUUACCCACAUGGCUGAAUCUGAACAUUCUUCUUCUGAUGAGACUUAUGUGGACUCUCAAGAGGAAAGGAAUAAAGAAUCGAAGCUUGAAUUCUCUGAGGAUGAGGAAGAGCUUGUAAUUAGGAUGUUUAAUCUAGUUGGAGAGAGGUGGUCUCUAAUUGCUGGGAGGAUUCCCGGAAGAACAGCAGAGGAGAUUGAGAAGUAUUGGAACUCCAGAUACUCGACCAGCGAAUGAAACUACCAGGCCAAGUAUCACUUUUGGAGUUGACAAGAUCAUGUCUGCUUCUGUUCAUUUAAGGGACAAGAUGAUUCCAAAUUCUUCUCCUGUAACUCUGCAGUGUUUCUGUGCGAAGUUGGUCUUUGAUUUUCUCGGGGUUGUUUUCAUGAUUUCUCAUCUUUUAAUUAGGAUCAAGUGUCCAUGUUAAUAUGUCCUUGUUUGAGUUCUUUCCUAUGUUUUCAUGUGCACCAAUUAGACUGUUCUAAGUUAAUUGGGAUUGGAAUUUGGAUCGAGAUUUUUUCA